Pristis pectinata (smalltooth sawfish) is the source of this 6266-nucleotide messenger RNA. It is a transcript of the gene ehbp1, whose product is annotated as EH domain binding protein 1. The transcript is spliced from 26 exons. The coding region runs from base 448 to 4263 and encodes 1271 amino acids. Gene Ontology annotation, molecular function: protein binding. NCBI's taxonomy places the organism in Eukaryota, Metazoa, Chordata, Chondrichthyes, Rhinopristiformes, Pristidae. The record is from RefSeq and is a predicted model, not a curated record.
UCCACCCCACCGUCAGUCGGCGCUCCUAGGCUGCGGUGGCCGUCCGGCUCCUGUGCUCCAUUAUCUCUCAGUUUCGGACGGGCUCCUCCGGCUUUGCGCGUUGCGAGGGAGUAUGGAGGCGGUGCCGCCGACGCUGCGGCCGCCGGUGGCUCGCAGGCUGUGAUGGGCGACUUGCACGUUUCCAGGCCUGAUGAUUCAACGUCACUUAAUACAAGAGGAAUGACUACGUGAAUUGACAGCAAUUUCCUGUCACUGUCAUGAAGUUUAUUGGAGUACUUUGCAAUCUGUACUGGAAUGUUUCAUCCUAUUUGAGAUUUUUUUCUAAAUGAACGACGAGAAAGAAAUGCAAUCCUUCAUAAAGGAUCAACUCUAUUAAAUUUUAAUCCCUGAAGAACCGAAGUUGUGUAAUACACCUGAAUCCAUCUGACCAAAAGCAAUAGAAUAAUCAUGGCUUCAGUGUGGAAACGAUUACAACGUGUAGGGAAACAUGCAUCCAAGUUCCAGUUUGUGGCUUCAUACCAAGAAUUAAUGGUGGAGUGCACAAAGAAAUGGCAACCUGACAAACUUGUGGUGGUUUGGACGAGAAGAAGCAGACGGAAAUCAUCUAAGAUUCAUAGUUGGCAACCGGGAAUUAAAAACCCAUAUCGAGGAGUUGUGGUAUGGCCGGUUCCCGAAAACAUUGAAAUCACUGUGACACUUUUCAAGGAUCCUCAUGCUGAGGAAUUUGAAGACAAAGAGUGGACAUUUGUUAUAGAAAAUGAGUCACCUUCGGGCCGUAGGAAAGCCCUCGCCACCAGUAGCAUUAACAUGAAGCAGUAUGCCAGCCCCAUGCCCACACAGACAGAUGUAAAGCUGAAAUUCAAGCCUUUAUCUAAAAAAAUUGUUGCUGCCACACUGCAAUUUUCUUUAUCUUGCAUUUUCCUGAGGGAAGGCAAAGCAACGGAUGAGGAUAUGCAAAGCCUGGCUAGUUUAAUGAGUAUGAAACAAGCUGACAUUGGAAACUUGGAUGACUUUGAGGAAGAAAAUGAAGAUGAUGAAGAAAACAGAGUGAAUCAAGAAGAAAAGUCAGCAAAAAUUACAGAGAUAGUAAACCAGUUGAAUGCUCUGAGCAGCUUAGAUGAAGAACAAGAUGACUGCCUAAAACAAGCAAAUAAGCCUGCAGCUAAAUCAACCAGUUCUUCUGAAGAACUUAUCAAUAAACUCAACUUUUUGGAAGAUGACCCAUCUGUCACAAGACUUAAUCCGUUUGAAGAGGUUGAUGCGCAGGGAUCAAACCCAUUUGGAGACCCAGAUGAUGAUCCUGAUAUUGAAGACAGAAACAUCGGAACAACAUCUGCUGCAAGACCAGAAGGAUUCUUCUUUGAUAAUGACCCUAGCAACCCUUUUAAUGAACAAGAGUAUGAUGACUCCCUCAAUCCAUUUGAUGUAAAUGAUCCUCAGCACGACAGGAUUCUUGAAAAUAGGACAGAACAGUCAGAGCCACCAAAACCAGCAAAAAGGCAGAAUGUCAAACCUGUGGACAUGAGCAAGUAUCUCUAUGCUGAAACAACCAAACCAGAGGAGGAAGAAUUAGAUGAAUCUAAUCCAUUCUAUGAGCCGAAGGCAUCAAAUACUACAAGGAAUCAGCCCACAUUAGUGACAGCUUCAGUACAGCAGCAUGAGACAGAAAAAAGGACAAAAAGGAAAGCUCCAUCACCUCCAGUUCCUGACACUAAACCCACACCAAAGACAGAAACUGUAAAGGCGCAAAUGAAGCUUGCUGUUGUGAAGGAUCUAACUACUUCACCAAAGCCAAGCCCGAUCCCGAGCCCAGUUCUGGGGAAAAAGCCAAAUGCUACUCAAUCACUGCUUGCCUGGUGCAAAGAGGUGACAAAAAACUACAGAGGAGUGAAAAUUACAAAUUUCACCACCUCAUGGAGAAAUGGACUGGCUUUCUGUGCUAUUCUGCAUCAUUUCCGAUCAGACUUAAUUGACUACAAAUCUCUGAAUCCUCAAGAUAUUAAAGAAAACAAUAAAAAGGCUUAUGAUGGCUUUGCAAGCUUGGGAAUAUCACGAUUGUUGGAGCCUGCAGAUAUGGUUUUGUUGGCCAUUCCUGAUAAACUGUCUGUUAUGACCUACCUUUAUCAAAUAAGGGCACAUUUCAGUGGGGAGGAACUAAAUGUUGUGCAGAUUGAAGAAAAUAGCAGUAAAAGCAAAUACAAAGUUGGUAACUUUGAAACUGAUACAAACAGCUCUAUUGAUCAGGAGCAAUUUUAUGCAGAGAUAAAUGAAGUUAAACCAGCUGCACAGCAACCUAGUGAUGAAUUACUUGAUGCUUCAUCUCAGGAAGACCCUAUAUUCAUCAAUGAUGCUAUUGGCAAGUCACAAAGUCAACAUCAAAUGACUGAUGGCCAUUUUAAUAUAAAUGCAGCGAUAUCUUCCUCACAAAGGACUAAAACUGAUCCUGAGGCACAAAAUUAUAACCCUCAUGAACAGAAUACUGUAAAAAGUUCUGUGUUGGAGGAUAACAGCAAAAGUGAAAGCACAGAAGAAUCACUGCCACAAGCACAAGCACUGCCAUCAUUAAACAAAAGAAAACUAUUGAAGGUAGAUACUAUCGUCUUAAAUGACUUGUCAAAUGACAGUGAUCAAAAGGAAUAUAAAGAACCAUCACUUGUACAUGAAGAUACUGUAACAGAAAGACACAAGAGUUCAAGCAACACUAGUAGUAGCUAUGAACAUGAGCACAGGAAGCCUCCGUAUUCAGACAGUACAGAGAGCAGAAGUUCAGAACCCAGUUCUCCUGUUCGAAGAUCCAUCACACCUCCAGUUCAUAAACUGGGUUUCUGUUACAACAGGGAUGCAGAUCUCAUCAAGAAAAAACGUGCAGCGUUGCGGUACUCAGAAAAUGAAACAUCAGCAGAAAAUGUCAGCAUGUGUUUGAAUCAUUCAGGUCAACAGAACCAAAAUGUAGAGCUCAACUCUUCCAAACAAACAGAAGAAGUCACUGAAGAAAAGAGGAUAGCAACAAGGCAAGAAGAACUUAAAGAGCGAGCAAGACUUCUUCUGGAGCAAGCAAGGAGAGAUGCAGCUUUAAAAGCAGGAAAUAAACAACUGGCCUUCCAAUCAAUCGCACCAACUCAAAACAAGCAUUUGAGUGAGUAUCAAGAUGAAGAGCGACGACGUCAGUUGAGAGAGAGAGCUCGUCAGUUAAUUGCAGAAGCUCGAUCUGGUGUUAAGAUGUCUGAUCUCCCAAGCUACAAUGAACUGUCUACAGAAAAAUUGAGGGAAAGAUCAAAGACUGCUGGAGAUGAUAAUGCUGGGGUAGAUACUAAUGAGGAAGGCCCUAUUUUGGGAGGUGGAGAGGAACACACUAACAAUGAAACUGACCUUGAUUCUUUUGGUCAAAAUAGCAGGUUGGUUGACAUGAAGCUUAAGAAACUCUUAGACGCGCAACCGCAGGUGGCAAAUUCACUUUCGACUGCUGUUCAGAAAGCUUCAGUUGAUGGUGUGGCACAAGAAGAACUGAAGAAUGAAAUGGAAGAUCAUCGAGCUGAGCGAUUGCGUAAAGCUACCGAACGUUUGCGGAGUCCUGUGAUGUUCAGUAAAGAUUCAGCUGUGAGACGAACUCAUCUUCAGUCAUUUAGUCAGUAUGUGGAAAGCAGACCAGAGAUUAAAAGGCAGAGAUCAAUACCAGAAGAUGCAAAGAAAGGAAAUGAGGAGAGGAUGGAAAUAUGUGAAACAACUCCAAGAAAGCCAUCGGAAGAUGAAGUAUUUAGUAAAGGGUUCAAAGACACGAGUCAGUAUGUUGUCGGAGAAUUGGCAGCGCUGGAGAAUGAGCAGAAACAAAUUGACACACGGGCCGCAGUAGUGGAGAAGCACCUUCGCUAUCUCAUGGACACAGGAAACAAUAAAGAGAAGGAGGAAGCAAUGAUGCAAGAGUGGUUCGUAUUGGUGAACAAGAAGAAUGCCCUGAUAAGACGUCAAAACCAACUUUCACUUUUGGAAAAAGAACACGAUCUUGAAAGACGCUUUGAGCUGCUAAAUAGAGAACUACGAGCUAUGCUUGCAAUAGAAGAUUGGCAAAAAACGGAAGCACAGAAGCGGCGCGAACAGCUUUUGCUGGAUGAACUAGUUAUUCUGGUUAACAAACGGGAUGCACUUGUCCGAGAUUUGGACGCGCAGGAGAAACAGGCAGAAGAAGAAGAUGAACAUUUGGAACGAACUCUCGAACAAAACAAAGGCAAAAUCGUCAAGAAAGAAGAUAAAUGUGUACUUCAGUGAGACUACACAAAACGUGGACCUAUCUCACGUAGAACUCUUAUCGUCAUACUUUAAUAAAGCAUUGCGAUGGCAUUUGAAUGAUACAAUGUCAAAUGUAUGGUCGUAAAUUCUGUACUGUUUUAUGUUGACAGCAUUUAAUCGUCUUAAAGCCGUACGUCCGUGUAUUUGGCUGCAUUCAUUGCUUUUAUGAAAUUGUAUUUUGUAAAAAAAACUGAGUGUAAUUGUUUUAUUUGUAUCAGUGUCAUUUGAUCUUUAUCCGAUAUAGUUGGGAAAUAUCUGUACCAAAGGAAAAAUUGUUACAAAUGUAGCAGGAUUGUUAACUUUUUCCUUUAGUGCGGAGAUUUAGUUUUAACGCUGCUUCACAUAGUUUGCGGCUGAUUUGCUUUCGAAUAGAUUUUUUAAAAUCAGUUUUGGAAUACUAUAGCCCAGAAAGGAAGAUCUGGGAGGGUUAACAAUAACCAUCCUCCAGGUGGAGUGGGUUUUAAACCGCAAUUAUGUCAUGCAGAAUUGGGCCGAAGCAAGUUCAGAAUCCACAGGUUUCCCAGUGGAAGUUGGACAGAUUUGUCGCUAGCUUCUUUGUACUUCCAAAAUACUUUGGAUUGUAACUUUUCGGCUGCUUCACGUUUUAAAAUUCUAGAACAAAUAUGUAAACGUCUAAAUGUUGAUGCUUGCUAGUUGCUGCAUUUCAAAAAAUGAAAGGUUUUCAUUGGGAAGUUGAACGUUUCAUUUGAGCUAUAGAGUCGAUGGAGAUCUCAAUUAUAUAAAUAUAUAAAUAGCAAGAUUAUACAGAACGGCCACGUUGUAAAUGAUGUUCUCUAAAGCUAGUUUUAGUUGGAACUCUUAAAAGGGCUGAUAAACGAGCACCAAUUAGUGAAAUUGACCCUCUCAUGUUUUAGGGGCGUGUAUUUAUUACCCUGAACAACGCACUAUAUAAUUGCUUGAGUUCCAGCUUUUUGCUGAAAUAGAGGCCGGUGUUAUUUGUACUGAAAGGAAAACAAUUCUCUUGGAUCCCAAAAUUGCCUUCAGUGCAAAUUUCUGCGCAAGUCUGAGGUCCGAUGCUGUCUGUGGGAAGAAAUAUUUCUGUUUAUUUAUUCCAGGGUCAUUAUGAAUCCUCAAUAAAAAGUGAACAUUUAAGUGUUUCAUAACGGAAAAGAUUAAUCUUUAUACCAACAACUGUCCAUAACCCUCUGUAUAGUGUGCGUUUGAGAUUUUUAGGUGAGCAUUGUCGCUGAAUAUAAGGUGGGGUGGAGGUGUGGUUGUUCUGUGGAGCAGAGAUAACUGACUUGGAGCACGAUAUACUUUAAAUGGGACCUAUCUAAUGCGUUACUGACGUUGACGUUGUCCUUCAUUCUAGUCCAACCAAUGAACUUAAGUUUGACAAUUGUAUAUCAGCAAUUACAUUUUGGUCCGUAAAGGUCAAGGUUUCGAUUUAAUUAUAAACAAAUACAAUCAUUCUGAAAUAUCGGCAGAUUUACACGAGAGAUAAAGCUGAAUACCCGCUGCUUCCUGCUGGUAAUCUCUCGUGGUAAAUAACGCUCUUCCUUCCCCAGUUUCCUGUUAACUCGUUCAUGAGCAUUCAACUCUCAGCAGUGAGAAUAUUUAAUAACGUUUGAUCAAAAAUUGGAGGGGUAAGAAAUCAUUGGUCCAAAUCUAAAAUGCACUUUUGGUCGAAGGUAAAGAAAGAUAAAAAGCGCGGCUCUACUUUCCUUGCAGCACCGGAAAAAUAACACUCUGGAAUCAGUUGCCUUUCGUCCGGUUUUUCACUCGGCCCGAUGAGAUGUCUAUCACUCAGCCAGUAUACAGGUAAACCAAUUCAACUGCAACCACUAAGGGUUUAUAUUAUGCUUUUCAGACCCUGGAUGUUAAGUGCAAUCGAUCUUGAUUGAAUAGAUUUCAAUUAAUGUGUUAACAUUUUAAAUUGCACCAUAACAUUAUUCUUUAUCUUUAUAUCAAUCAUUAUUUAUUUGAAAUAAGGCUAAUAAAAUGGUAUAAAAUAUUUUGCA